ACAGUGCAUGGCGAUCAAUGCAUUAAUAGAAGUGUAUCAUUUAAAUCCGGAAAUGAGCAGUGAGAUGCGGAAAUAAGAUUAAAGAUGCUAACCUUUUAUGUAAAUGCACUUGAUUUGUGAUAGAAGAUCAACCCAGAUUUUACAAGCACCAAUACCUAGGAAGAAAUUUAGAUAAUUUAGAAAUGAUUCGGUUCUGGGACGAAUACAAUAUGAAACUUUUCUUCUGACAGGCAAUGCAAGAACUAAAGACAUGAAACUCUGCUGGUAUCUACACAAACUUCUAACGGUCUGUAGUAUCACGUGGUCUGUCACAUCAAACUUGGAAACCGGAUAUGCCAGAUUACGAUACGGAUAUAGGUUAAGGAAGCGAAUUAUAUUAUCUUUAUUGAACUACAGCCUUCUGGACUGCGUGGAGGAAUGCCUCAGGACCACGAGAUGUCAAUCAUUCAACUACCAUCGCGGAACACUUGUCUGCCAGAUCAACUAUGAAAAUGAACCUGCUGCACAAACUGUGUAUGAAAAGACACUUGGAUGGAUUUAUAGCGAUAUAAAGGAUUGGAGCAGGGAUUUAGCGGGUUCGUGCUCAGUAUCCAAGUGCGCCAUCAACGAGAAAUGUGUUCACCAACCAUUCGGAAAAUUCAAGUGCAUAUUGUCUGAUUGUGGCAUCCCCUACAACAGCACAAUGACGGCGGAUGAUGUAAGGGACUGGGAUGGUAUUGGGAUUGCAUUGUCGUUACAUCUCAAAUGUACUGAGGACUAUCAGCAGAGGGGGUCCGGACGAUUUGUUUGUCAAGCAAACGGAGAGUGGAUAUCAGACCUGUUUUGUGAAGGGAAGCGAUUGGGCUGCUUUGAAGACAUACCUAAUCGUGUGCUUGAAUCGGGGCCCCAUGUUCAAAAUCACAAUGGACGAAAUUAUUGCAAGAUGUUUUGUUCUACAAAAGGUGAAUUCAGAUUCUAUGGAUUAGAAAAUGGAAAUGAAUGUUUUUGUGGCAGUGAGAUCAAAUACAAAAGUCUUCGCGAUGACAACGAGUGCAAUAAGGACUGUCGACAAAAUGACGGGGAAACUUGUGGGGGAUCGUGGAGAAUUGAACUCUUCACAAUGUAAAUGAAUAUGCAGAUAGCUUAUCAUUUUCCAAGGGAGAUAUGAAGGAGUAAAACACACUUAUUUAUAGAUGUAAUUUAUAGAUGUGACCUUGUAUCAAAACACAAUUCCAUUUUCUCAAUUUAUAUCACAUGUACAUUAUGGUAUAGAAACAUUUUAACAUGGUGGCGGACACACAAUAAACUUAAAGGUACUGGAAUAAUAGUAUUUUCAGAAUUUGUGGAACUACAUUAUUGGCAUGUAUGUAUGUACAUAAUUCGUAUGUAUAUCUCUAUAUAAAUGGUGUAUAAAUACAAUA
This is a messenger RNA of Ostrea edulis (European flat oyster), 1400 nucleotides long. RefSeq lists its product as uncharacterized. Bases 251 to 1105 code for a protein of 284 amino acids. The record is from RefSeq and is a predicted model, not a curated record. The transcript has 6 exons. Lineage: Eukaryota; Metazoa; Mollusca; Bivalvia; Ostreida; Ostreidae.